Messenger RNA from Salvelinus namaycush (lake trout), 5775 nucleotides. Its product is annotated as zinc finger protein 618-like. NCBI's taxonomy places the organism in Eukaryota, Metazoa, Chordata, Actinopteri, Salmoniformes, Salmonidae. The record is from RefSeq and is a predicted model, not a curated record. Gene Ontology annotation, molecular function: protein dimerization activity. The coding region runs from base 412 to 3153 and encodes 913 amino acids. The transcript is spliced from 14 exons.
ACGAAAAUUUCCACUGGAGAAACCGCAACGCAUAGCCUACCCUGAAUACUGCAAAAGCUGAGCCUGGACGGACUAGCCUGCACCUUCGUCAACACAAUCAUACACUCGGGUUCAUGCCGGAAGAUGUCAAGGUUGCAAUAUCGAAAAUAAAGCUGUUUUAGUUUAGAUAAUUUGAGAAUUAAUAACUAAUUUUUAUUUCAAAGCGCUAGUUGUGCAGUCACCUUUGGUGUCCGAGGAGGAUUUUGGAGCUCGAGCUAUCCUACUCGCAUGUGCUGCAUCAUUUUGGGAGGUCACACUGGCUUGCGGGACUUUGCAAGACGGGAGACCGAAGACUGAGCAGGACAGGGCUGUUUGCACCUUCAGGCACUGAUCACCAAGAGUCCCAGGAGCACUGGCCCUGAGCAGUCAGUCAUGAGUGCUCAGGAGGUGCCCACCAAUCCUGGACAGGAGCAGGUUGACGCAGGGGGUGGAGUCCCAGAUGGCCCCUCUCCUACCACCACCACCACCUCCGCCACCCUUGCUGUCCCGGUCACGAUAAAGAAGGAGCCUGACAUGCAGGGAGCCAGUAACGGGAAAGCUGUGCCAGCCGAGAUCUGCGUGGUCCUCGGAGGAGGAGGAACAGCAGCAGCAGGAGGAGGAGGAAGGUCGCGCAAUGACCAGACCCAAGGCUCCUACGUUUGCGGGAUUUGUGGGAAGAAAUACAAGUACUACAACUGCUUUCAAACACAUGUCCGUGCACACAGAGAGUCCGACAGCAUGCCAGGAGAGGGGGCACCACCAACUCCCAACAAUAGCUUCCGCUACUCCUGUGACAUCUGCGGGAAGAAGUACAAAUACUACAGCUGCUUCCAGGAGCACCGCGACCUGCACGCUGUGGACGACCCUUACGAGCAGGUUGUUCUAGGACCUGUGGAAGACGUCAAGGAGGAGGAGCCAGUGGAACCCUUUCAGAAAGUAGGACCAAAAACGGGAAGCUACGAGUGUGAGUUCUGUGGGAAGCAGUACAAGUACUUCAACCCAUACCAGGAGCAUGUGGCUCUUCACCAACCAAUGAAUUUCUCCUUUGAUAAUAUGAAGUCGCCUCGAUCACGUGGAAGUGUGGAUGGAAACAUGGACGUUAGCAAAUACAGUGCCACUAAAUUAGAAACAGACAGUUCCUUUAGUCGGAAAAUGGAGCGCAAAACCCAGUCCAGCCUGGUGGACACCAACAGUUCCCAGAACUCAAGCGGUACUCCAAGCCCCCUGGUGGCCGGUUCGUUCCCUGCAUCACAGAAACCCUACACAUGUGGCGCCUGUGGCAUCCCGUUCCAGUUCUACAACAACCUGCUGGAGCACAUGCAGUCCCACGCUGCGGAUAAUGAGAACCACACCAAAGGGGGGUCUCCAAAGACAUCACCGGGCCCAGCCUCACAGGACCAACUGUGGAGGUCCCCCCAGCCCCAGCAUCAGGCCCAAGCUCAAAUAGUUCAAGUCCAGAUACAGGCUCAGCCCCAGCCUACACAGAGAAACCACUACACUAACCAAAACAGUGGUGGACUACCGGAGAAGGAAAGGCAGCAGGUGGCCGAGCGUCUCCUCAGGGUAAUGUGUACAGACCUGGGCGUGCUCAACAUGCUCAACAGUAAGGACUUCCUGAAGCUGGCCCAGACUCUGGUGGACACGGGCGCCCGCCACGGUGCCUACUCCACCCGCGAAGCCCUGGGCAACAUGAGCUCACUGGCCCUGCGCCAGCUUCCCCGCAUGUACAACCAGAUCAAGGUGAAGGUGACCUGCGCCCUGGGCUCCAACACCUCACUGGGCAUCGCCGUCACCUGCCACUCCCAGACAGUGGGGCCUGACGCCUGCCUAGUGCUGACAGCCUACCAGGUGGAGGGGUCCAGGCUCAAGCGCUAUGUUCUAGGUGUCAAGGAGGCAGACCUGAGGGAGGGACCCGAGCAGGUACACCAGUGGACCCAGAACGUGCUGUCGGAGUUCGUCAUGUCGGACAUCCGCACGGUGUACGUGACUGAGCCGAGGGUGUCUGGGGUGGGGGGCUCGCCGCUGGGUGGAGGCGGGCGGGGGAGGGUGUGUCUGCGAUGCGCCGGGUGCUCGCUAGGUGUAGUGGUCCAGGCGGUGCUGGGGAAGCGCAGCCUGCAGGCGCGGGGGCUCCACGAAUUGACUGAGCUGCUGGCUGCCUGCCGUGACAUUGCUGCCUCCACCAGCCUCUCGUUACGUGACGACUCCACCAGUGCCACCAUGGAUGAGGGCACGUCUAACCCCUCCGCUCCCCCCAGGCCUAGCCCCACCCCUCCCUGCUGGGACCGCACGGCUGAGGCCCUGCUUCAGGUGCAUGCCCACUUUGAGCAGAUAUGUGAGGCAUAUGGGAGGAGUAAGGCCACAGCUUCCACGCUGCAGGGCCUCAACAAACACCUGCUGGGGACGCUGGCCUGCCUGCUGGCCCCUCUACGCCUUGCCGCCCUGGAGCUCAGCAGUCAGAGGAGGCCCACCCUGCAGCAGGUGCUACCUGUGUACCUGCGACUGGAGAAACUGUUCACCUCCAAGGCUGGGGAGGUGGGGACCGCCAGCAAGCUCUGCCACUACUUCCUGGAAGCCCUGAAGGAGAACUUUAAGGUGGAGAAAGCCCACCAGGUAGCCAUGGUCCUGGAUCCUCAGCUGAAGCUGCGUCCCGUCCCAGCCUACCAGCAUGAGGAGAUCAUCGCCCGCGCCUGCGAGAUGGCCACAGACCCCCACGAUGGGGGGCAAGCCACCGGCGGGGGGUCCGGAGGUGAGGAUGUGGAUGGACCCUCAACACCCAAACGGCUUCGAGUGAACGUCCCCGGCAGCGGAGUGAACGCCAGAGGGGUAGUAGCCGUGUCAUCGGAGGCAUCGUCAGAUGAAAGCCAGACCCAGGUGAGACAGGAGGUUUUCCAGUAUCUGGCUGAACCGCUCCUCCAGGGCACCACCCCAGACCUCUUCCACUACUGGAGCACCGCGGUGGGUGACCGCUUCCCCAGACUGGCACGCCUAGCACUGUGGCUGCUGGCCGUGCCUGCCGUGGGCAUCCGCAGCGAGUGUGUGAGCGUGUGUGAGCAGAGCCUGGCCAUGAAGAGGAGACAGCAGGUCACCACUGAGGAGAUGAACAAACUCAUCUUCCUGCGCUCCAACAUGGCCUGAACGUUAGUCUGACCACCAACGCUGACCUAACCAUGACCUCUCCACCAAUGACUACAGCCCAUCUACAUAGGGAUAGGGGAACCCUGAGGGGCCAUACUCAUGAACUUUUGCUUAGACCCAAGGUUUAUACCUUUAGUCUAAAAUGGCUAGCUGCUAGCGUUUCUCAUAGGCCAACCUGACACAAUUAGCUAUGAUGCUGAGCACAUCAUUAAGUCCUGAAAAAGAUUCUGUAUCGGCCAAUUCAAAUCAUUGACAUAGUUGGACGUGAUCCAGCACAUUUUCACGAAAGCGUCCUUACCAGAAGUCCACCGGCAAGUUAGUAACUAGCUAGUUCAGUGUAGAGCGUCUAGUUCCUGACAAUUGUCACAACUUGCGGCGUAGGUUCAAGUCCCCCAUGGGAUGUUUUAUUUUAUCAAACACCUGGACUGGUUGGAUACUGUUCAAGAAGGUGAGGAAUAGGGGGAUCUUCUCAAGAUGCUGAUCUGGUUAGUGCCAAAUGCAACAACCAAGAAUUAUCAGCAGUUGAAUUUGCUUAAAAUUCCUAGGAUAAAUGUCAAGGAUUGUAAGGGUGUUGCAUAUGGUGCUAGCUAGUAACCUCUAUUAUUCGUUGAGCCUUAAAGAUCUCUCUCUUUCGCUGAUUCACUUCUAGCCUAGUCUCGUCCACCAGCCGGCUCUGCUUCUGUCGAACAGUCUGGUUUCACAGCACCUCAGAAUGAGACUUGACUGGAAGUCUAUGGCAGGAGUGGAUGAAACAAGCACUGGUUUUAAUUGACUGGUCUCUUUCCAUCACCAUCUAACCAUUUAGAUCCUCCUCCCUACAUAGUGGACUUCAAAGCAUGAGCAGCGCAACUAAUUUAAACAAGGAAGUAAGUUCAGAAAAUCUGAAAGUAUGCAUCUUAUAAAUGGUUUUCACAUAUCAAAGUUAUAUGCCCGAACUCCGAAUCAACUGGUUUUCCCAAAAGUAAUAUGGUCAAUGUGAUAACAUUUUAUUUGGAUAUUUUUCAAUGUCCCAUGUAAUACAGCUGUAGCGGCUCACUCGCUCUACAUCGACAUAUAAUUAAUUUAGCAGACAUUCUUAUCCACAGCGACUUACAGUACUGGGUGCAUACAUUUGUAUAUAUUUUUGUUCAUACUGGUCCCCCGUGGGACUCGAACCCCCAGUCCUGGCAUUGCAAGUGCCAUGCUCUACCAACCGAGCUACACGGGACCACAGGACCUCUCUCCUCGAUUUUAACCACACACUUUUCAAGUCCCACUUUAUUGCACUGUGUUACCAGGCGAGGUUACUUCUGACCUUAGACGUCAUAGUCAACAUCAUGCCUUCACAUGAUCAAAUUGCCUUCUUUUCACAGUUUCAUCCAUGGCUUAAAGUUGUCUGAAUUUAGUAACUACUUGAAGGACUAAGCUAGGCAUACAUUAGACAACGAUACAAAUCUUUACGUCGUUGGCGCACUCACAUUAUGCAAAUUGUCUGCAUAAUCUUGUCACCCUGAUGUCUGCGACAGGUGUGCUCACAUUACACCAGUUUGCUCACAUUGCGACAUGUCUAGACCCCUCCCUGUCCUGCUAUUUCCAGAUGUGUCAUGGCCACCUCCUACUAUGUGGCUGUAGCUGAGCAACGGAGGACAAGUUGCAAGUCACAUCGUAGCACCCCCCUCACUACGCAAGAUACGACUGAAAGUUUUGAGCAGAAAUAUAAUUGGGACCUAGACUGCGGAUCGGGACAGUGUAAACCCACAAUCGCACUUAUUUCACCCAAUCACAUUAUGCGACCUACGACAUCUUGGUUGGAGUUUACAACAUCACGAUUUACCUGCGAUUGUAGUGGAUCCCAAUUGUGGCAAAAUCUCAGUUUAUAAUCGUAUGAUGUAUGGUCAGCUUAAGGCGUGGCCUUCGGUGGUUGUGUAUGGCCUGGCUUCAGAUUCAUUCUGGACAAUGUUGCGAUUAGACUCCACUGAGUGACUACUGAAUGACUUGACAGUUGGGGUGGGUAUGUUUGGGAGCUCGUUGGCCUGAUUGCCCCAGGCUUGUUAGUGGCAUCUUUCUACUUUUUCAAUGUGGCGUCUUUCUACUUUUUCAUUGUGGUGUCUUUCAGUCUGGUCCUCAAUUGUCCUUAGCCAUGUUGUUUUUAGACCGUCUUCCGCUACACCAAGCAUGUGUCUUUAUGUACUAUGUCAGUUUCUCAUAUUUAUUAGUCUUUCUUAGACAUUUGUUGUUUGUACUUUUCACAUCAAAGAUAGACCCAUGUGUUCAUUUAUCCAAAAGCAAAUAGUCCAAAGAAACUUACUGGUGUGGCUGUUAUGGUUUCAUGCUUUUAAUUAAUGCACUGGAUUUGUUUAUGAUUUCGAUUGAAGGAUUAAAUGUUUUGGCAAUGUAUGUUCAUCCUUCCCCGCACUUGAAUUUUGUCUGUCCUCCGUUCAGAGACACUUUCUAAUUUAGGAGUUGAGUGUGUGAAAUUGUUGUUGCCUUUGUACAAACUUGCACAAAUUAGUUGCAAUGUGCAUAACAUCUCAAAUGGCUUGACCAAUACUACACUGCUCAAAAAAAUAAAGGGAACACUUAAACAACACAAUGUAACGCCAAGUCAAUCACACUUCUGUGAAAUCAAACUGUCCACUUAGG